Coregonus clupeaformis (lake whitefish) is the source of this 2115-nucleotide messenger RNA. RefSeq names its product acidic leucine-rich nuclear phosphoprotein 32 family member B. The coding region runs from base 183 to 935 and encodes 250 amino acids. Gene Ontology annotation, biological process: regulation of apoptotic process. The transcript is spliced from 7 exons. The record is from RefSeq and is a predicted model, not a curated record. Gene Ontology annotation, molecular function: histone binding. Gene Ontology annotation, cellular component: nucleus. NCBI's taxonomy places the organism in Eukaryota, Metazoa, Chordata, Actinopteri, Salmoniformes, Salmonidae.
GGCGCUGUCGAGUAUUUAGUUUCCCUCCCGUUUCCACUCUGCGCAAACAAGAUCAUUCACAUUUGACCCACUUUCCGACUUCAGCACUCUCUUUUCGCUUCAGAGCGCCGACCGUAGCUAGCAGGCUGAAAGAAACCGAGAACCGUUCCAACCAGAUCCGAGAGAGAGAAGAGGUGGGGGAAAUGGACAUGAAGAAGAGAAUUCACCUAGAACUGAGAAAUAGGACGCCGUCGGAUGUUCAGGAGCUGGUCCUGGAUAACUGUCGGUCGAACGAGGGGAAGAUGGAGGGCAUAACGGAGGACUUUGAGAACCUGGAACUGUUGAGUCUCAUCAACGUCGGCCUCAUCGACGUCUCAAACAUACCCAAACUGGGGAAAUUAAAAAAGCUGGAGCUGAGUGACAACAGGAUAUCCGGUGGUCUGGAGGUGCUGGCUGAACGGCUGGUCAACCUCACACACCUCAACCUCUCUGGGAACAAGUUCAAGGACAUCAGCACACUGGAACCACUGAAAAAGCUUCCCGUACUGAAGUCCCUGGACCUGUUUAACUGUGAGGUCACCAAUCUGGGAGACUACAGAGAGAGCAUCUUCAAGCUCCUCCCACAGCUCACGUACCUGGAUGGCUACGAUAUCGAAGACUGCGAGGCCUCCGACUCGGACGGCGAGGGAGACGGGGUCGACGACGAUGAUGAUGAUGAAGAGGUGGAGGAGGGAGAGUCUGAAGAGGAGGAGGAAGAGGAUGACGAAGAGGUCGUUGCAGAGGAAGAUGAUGACAGUGGAGAGAGUGGAGAGGAUGGGGAGGUGAACGGAGAUGUCGAUGAUGACGAGGAUGAAGAUGAUGAAGAAGAAGAAGAUGAUGAAGAGGAAGACUCUCCAGCGAAAGGAGAGAAGAGGAAGAGGGAUCCUGAGGAUGAAGAUGAAGAGGAAGAUGAUUGAGUGUCCUCCCCUGACCCCCACACCCCUCAAUAUCUCAGAUACCCCCUGACCCUUCCACCCCUCAAUAUCUCAGAUACCCCCUGACCCUUCCACCCCUCAAUAUCUCAGAUACCCCCUGACCCUUCCACCCCUCAAUAUCUCAGAUACCCCCUGACCCUCCCACCCCUCAAUAUCUCAGAUACCCCCUGACCCUUCCACCCCUCAAUAUCUCAGAUACCCCUCUUUGGCCUUUAGUUGCCCCCCUAUUGCCACUAUUGCCCAUCUCCUCUCCCCAUGUGUCCCAAAUGUCAACCAUAUUCCCUAUAUAGUGCGCUACUUUUGACCAGGGUCCAUAGCCUUGAAAAGCCCAAUGGGUCCUGGUCAAAAGUAGUGCACUAUGUAGGGAAUAGGGUGUAAUUUGGGAGUGAACCCUACACACACCCCUUUGCAAGGACUUGAGUUGCCCUGUGUCGUGGUCAUUUGGGGGGGGGGGUCUGGAUGGAAUCCUGAAACAACCGAGUCGUUCGUCACUGCGCAACAUUCCGUGACAUCACCGGGUGGGAGGGGCUCUGUCUGACGUCGUCAUGAUGUCACCGCCGGCGUUCCAGAUCAGAAGAACGAUGUCACCAGCUGGGGGGGGUUUCCAGGUUCCGUGAUGACGUCAUCAACUACUUCAGAGAUUCUGUCUGGAAACAACAUCAUCAUCAUUGCCCAGACAACCAACGAACCACCCAACUUUCUCAACGAGGACAACUCCCCAACCGUGGAUGCGUCCAAAAAUGGUUCCCUAUUUAGUGUUCUACUAGGCCCGUUUCGAGCUCUGUUCAACGGUAGUGCACUAUAUAGGGAAUGAGGUGACGUGCGGGACAUCGCUAGAGUUUUGUUUUUGCCGCCAGAGCUUUUUAAAAUAUUUUUUUCAGAGGACUUUUUGUUUUUGUAUUUUGUCAGUGCCGUCUGUCUCCUCCCUGUGUUUUGGGUUAGGAUUGGACCGGAGGUAACAUCACGCUGGGUUGCGUCCCAAAUCACACCCUGUCCCCUAUAGUGCACGACAUAGGGAAUAGGGUGCUAUUUUGAGACACACUGUGUACACUGGCUGGUUGUGGCUGUUUUUUUUACUUUGUGUAAGCAAAAAAAUUUAAUAAAAAAAAGACAACGUACAAAAAUUGACUUUUGUAAAUAAAAUCUUAACAUUUUCCUCCUU